AUGCAGACUGCUUCUAUAAAUAUUUGUGAAAGAAUGCAUUUCUCUCAGGAGCUUAGUGAAUUCAAGCGUGGCACUGUGAUAGGUUGCCACCUGUGCAAUAAGUCCAUCCAUGAAAUUUCCUUGCUACUAAAUAUUUCAUAGUCAACUGUUAGUUGUAUUAUCACAAAGUGGAAUCAAUUGGAAUCAACAGCAACUCAGCCAUGAAGUGGUAGGUCAGUGCAUGCUGAAGUGCACAGAAGUUACCAACUGUCUGUACAGUCUAUAUCUAAAGACGUCCAAACUUCAUGUAGCCUUCAAAUUAGUACAACAGUGCCUAGAGAGCUUCAUAAAAUGGGUUUCCAUGGAAAA
This is a messenger RNA of Staurois parvus, 348 nucleotides long. The record is from the annotation of a GenBank genome assembly. NCBI's taxonomy places the organism in Eukaryota, Metazoa, Chordata, Amphibia, Anura, Ranidae.